Solea solea (common sole) is the source of this 2667-nucleotide messenger RNA. RefSeq lists its product as uncharacterized. The transcript has 15 exons. Bases 215 to 2224 code for a protein of 669 amino acids. Lineage: Eukaryota; Metazoa; Chordata; Actinopteri; Pleuronectiformes; Soleidae. Gene Ontology annotation, molecular function: ubiquitin-protein transferase activity. The record is from RefSeq and is a predicted model, not a curated record.
UGUUUUGUAAGGGGGCCUAAGGGAAGAAAUGGACAGCAGGCAAGGAGACAACCAAGAAGCACAAGAAGACUGAGACCAAGGAGAUAAAUUAAAAAUAAGAGAGGGUGAAAAAAUAAAGGAAAGAGUCCAGAAAAGGUUGGGAGCUAAAAGUGAGAAGGCGAUUGAGUUUUGACGCGACUGAACAACAAACCGAAAGCUGUCUUAAUCUGAGAGGAUGAAGUUGGGCGAGAGGAAGGCAACAUUGCGGGCCAUCAGAGAUAACAUUGAGAUGGAGCUGUUCUCUUCAGAGGAACUCUGUGUGGUGAUCCCAGUGCAGGAGGAGGUGGAGGAGCACAUGUUUUACCAGAGACACCUGGAGCAUCCUCUGUUCCCAGACCCAGAGAAGGAAUCAGAGUCUGAGUCUGAGUCUGAGGUUCAGACCAGAACUAGAACUAGGCCCAGCCCAGAGCUUCCUGCAGGUGAAGUGACAAAGCACUACACCCCGAUCCCAGGCUUCAUGGAGGAAAUAGAGAUAGAAAUGGAGGUCUUUCCUCCCUUCAAAGUCUCAAAGAGUGAACGAGUGAAGGCAUCACAGCCAGACACUAUGAGCCUUCUCAAAUGGAGGAGAGCGACUCCGCAGAGGAGAGGCCUGGUGGUCAGGGACGUCGUCUGUCUGCCCGCGGCUCACGACCUGGCUCAGCCACAGCGACAGAUUGUUCCACACGAUGACGAAGGAGCUUCUCCAGGAACCGCGGCGAUAACUGCUCGCAUCACCAUCGACGACGGCUGGUCAAUCAGUCAGAUGGAGAGUCGGCUGGCCAUGCUUUUCAGAGGGAAGUUUGUAAGACGACCAGGACAAAGGUUCUCCUUCACAUAUCUGCAGUGUCUGCAGGGCUCCAGGGUUCUGUUUGUCCCAGAUCCCCCCGCAGAGGGCUGGACGACAGAGCAGGUGCUCAGUAUUUCCCAGCACGGCCCUUUGUAUGUCUUUGCUCACCUGGAGGUUCCUCAGGCAGAAUGUGAGAGGCCUUCGAGUGUGACACCUGCGCUCAACAGGGAGGAGUUUUGUCUCCAGUCCAACACAGAUGAAGACAAUCAGCCAGGAGAAGAGACGCAGCCUGACUGUGGCAGGACCACAGAGGAGUUAACGCUCGACCUGGACACUGUCCUGAGGCUGUUCAGGCAGGAGAACGUGGAUGGAGACGUAGAAACCCACGUCCAGGUGAGGAGGACAGAGCUGCUGCACAGCGCUCUGGAGUGGCUGAGGAACCCAGCCUUCUGCUUCAGGGCGACGCCCAUCAUCUCCUUCAGCGGAGAGGAGACCAACGGCCAUGAGGGGCCUCUCAGAGAAUUCUUCAGGUUGACUCUCCUCGAGCUGCAGCAAAGUUCUGUCUUCGAGGGUCAUCCAGGACGCCUGUUUUUGACCUACGACCUUGCCGCACUUGAAGGUGGGAAGUAUGCCGAAGCAGGCAUUCUCAUCAGCUGGUCUUUGGCUCAGGGUGGACCUGGACCUAGCUGUCUACACCCUGUCCUCUUCCAGCUGAUGUGUGGCCACAAUCCAUCAUUGGAAGAUUUUACAUGGAGAGACAUUACUGACACUAAAGUGCAGAGCCGACUGCAACAGCUGCAAAGUUACACAGACGUGAAGCUGCUGUCUCCUGCUAUGUGUGAGUGGGUGUCGAGCUGUGGGAUCCCUGGCAUCUAUUCUGACUAUUCUGAUGAAAUAUCAGACCUCUAUAUCCGCCUUGUCAAACACUACAUCUUCCACAGGGUUGCCAGUAUGAUCUCCCAGUUCAAGGCGGGCAUGAACAGUUGCGGUGGCUUGUGGGAUAUAGUCAUGUUGAACUGGAGGGUGUUUGUGCCGGCGAUGACGAGCGCACACCAGACACCUCUGUCCCUCUUUGGCGUCUGCUACAGCCGUCAAGGCUGUGAGCUGAGGGCAGCAGAGGAGACAACAGUUAACCACUGGGAAACGGUCCUCGACAUCAUCAGCAAUGGCCAGGCAGAUUUUUCUGUCAAAGACGUCCUCACCUUCAUCACUGGGGCCGAUCACCUGCCUCCUCAUGGGUUCCCCAGGGUAAUCUCCCUGCGUUUCUACACAGGGGAUGGUCUGCCCUAUGCCUCCACCUGUGCUCUGGAGCUCUUCCUGCCGAGGUCAGUGGUGCGGGCUGUGGAUCUCUUGGCGCUGCUGAGCAGAGCCGUACACAAGGCUCUGGGGUUUUCACGCGUCCAGAGAGGGGGAGACUGAGCCGAUUACUCCACACGAGAUGACAAGUCUGGGAACGGGAGGGUCUCCUGAAAACAUUUCCCCCUCUAGCUGACUCUAAGUAGCACCGUACCUGUCUGAGCAGCUAUUUGCUAUUUACAUUAGUCACUUGAUGAGACGUGUCGGCCAGGUUUUAUGUGUCAUUGUUUUUGGAGGUGGCUGUGUAACAGCAGCUUUGCAUGAUUUCUUUUGUGUCAGGGAAACAAUGUGUUUUAGAGCAGCUGGGAAUGCUGACUGACUGUGAUCAUAGCAAAGGACAAGGUGUGGAUCAGAUGAGAUGUCUUGACAGGAUGUUUCAACACCCUGCACAUGUUUUCCAUUGUGUUACUUUACGUCACUCUGUUUUGUACUUAUUUUAAUUAUUUACUGCAAAAAAGUAUUAAUUCUUAAGUCAUGGACCUCCAAUAUAUUUUCAUACUUGGCUA